Molecule: messenger RNA, 3459 nt
Organism: Uranotaenia lowii
Lineage: Eukaryota; Metazoa; Arthropoda; Insecta; Diptera; Culicidae
Exons: 2
Coding region: 1-3459 (1152 amino acids)
Biological process (GO): DNA integration
Molecular function (GO): nucleic acid binding
Source: RefSeq, a predicted model, not a curated record
AUGGGAGGAGAUUCCAACCAUGGUCAAACCGGUUCCAGUCAACGCCAAGCAGCCAGUUCCAGCCAAGGCCAAGCCGACAUCCAGCUGGCAAUCCUACGGUUGCUCGAACGUCUGACAAACCAGCAGCAGCCUCAGCAACAGAAUCCGGAACAAAUCCUGGAAUCCCUUUCGUCAAACAUUUCCGAAUUCGUUUACGAUCAGGAAAACGGAUUGACGUUCCAGCGGUGGUUUUCCCGGUAUCAAGAUCUGUUCGAGAACGACGCACGGCAGUUGGACGAUGCAGCGAAGGUCCGAUUGCUGCUCCGCAAGUUGGACACUCUAUCCCACAGCCGCUAUCUCAACUAUAUUCUGCCUGCACUUCCCAAGGACAUCGAUUUCCGAGAAACGGUAUCAACCUUGAAGAAAAUUUUCGGCAGUCAGGUUUCCAUGUUCCGGAAGCGUUUCCAGUGUCUCCAGAUUGUAAAAAACGAUAUGGAUGACAUCAUCGAUUACGGCAGAAAGGUGAACCGUGUAUGCGAGGAUUUCGAGUUCCAGAAUCUCACUCUGGACCACUUCAAGUGUUUGGUAUUCGUCAGCGGUCUGAAAUCGGCGAAACACGCUGAUAUACGAGCCAGGUUGCUGACCAAAAUGGAGAAUGAAACAAACGAAGCCCCAGCCACUCUUCAGUCGCUUAUUGACGAGUUUCAACGCCUCGCCAAUCUGAAGGAAGACACGUCGAUGAUUGAACAUCAAUCAAGCUUCAAAUCAUCCGUUCACGCCGUCAGAAACACGAAAAGUGCAACGAGUGCGUCGCAGCAAAAUUCUCCGAAGCUACCCAAGUCACCGUGCUGGCAGUGCGGUCAAAUGCACUUUGUGAAAGUGUGCCCAUUCAACAACCAUCUUUGCCAGAAUUGUAACCGCACCGGCCACAAGGAAGGUUACUGUUCUUGUAAUCACAAAAGCACCACCAACAUCACAAGCACAGUCCAACACAACGAUGGCAAGAAGCGUUUCAGAAGGAAGAAGCGUUCCAGCGCCGAAACCAGAGGGGAGUUCAUCAUCAACCAAGUUGAACAUCGUGCAAGCCGCAGGAAAUUUGCUUCAGUUCUUGUCAACGGACAGCCAGUGUCACUCCAGAUUGAUUCUGCCAGUGAUAUUUCCAUCAUUUCCUCAAAAGUGUGGGAACAAAUCGGCAAGCCUACCAUGAAGCCUUCUUCGAGUCAAGCCACAAAUGCAUCUGGUCAACCGCUAACCCUCCUUGGCGAAUUCAACUGCGAGGUAACAAUCAACGGCCAAACCCAGCAAGCAAGGUGUUUCGUGACAUCGGUUUCCGGUUUGAACCUGAUCGGCAUUGAAUGGCUAGACCUUUUCGAUCUAUGGUCUAUUCCGUUUAAAUCGAUCUGCAAUCAAAUCGCAAUAUUUUCACCGGAAAGAAUCGACAAGGAAAUCAAACAGAUGAUGGUCCAGCACAAGCAACUGUUCAGCGGCAGCCUUGGUCAUUUCAAUCGCUCUAAAGUUCAUCUUCACCUGAAACCAAACCCCAAACCGGUAUUCUGUCCACGACGUCCAGUUCCAUUCAAUUCAAUUCCGCUAGUCGACACCGAACUAACCCGUCUCCAGAACCUGGGAAUCAUCUCACCCAUAGAAUUCUCGGAGUGGGCAGCGCCGAUUGUAGUGGUGAAGAAACCGGACGGCAGAGUACGAAUCUGUGCUGACUAUUCGACGGGACUCAACGACGCAUUAGAAGCCAACCAUUAUCCACUGCCAGUACCAGAAGAAAUUUUUGCGCAGCUGGCCGGCAGUCAAGUCUUCAGUGUCAUAGAUUUAUCGGAUGCCUAUUUGCAGCUGGAAGUCACCGACGAGUCGAAAAAUCUCCUCACCAUCAACACUCAUCGAGGACUUUUUCGAUUCAACCGUCUCGCUCCGGGAGUCAAAUCCGCACCAGGGGCUUUUCAAUCAAUCAUCGACGGUGUAGUAGCUGACAUUCCUGGUGUGCGCCCUUUCAUCGACGAUGUUAUCAUCCACGGCAAGAGUUGGGAAGAGCAUUCGAAAUCCUUACAACUCUUACUUCGCAAAUUCGAGGACUGCGGUUUCCGGCUCAAAAUUGAAAAAUGCAAGUUUUUCCAAACCGAAAUCCGUUAUCUAGGCCACAUCGUUGAUACAAAGGGUAUCCGUCCCGAUCCGGCGAAGAUCAAGUCCAUCGCCAACAUUCCUGCGCCAAAGAACGUUUCCGAGCUCCGUUCGUUCCUUGGUGCUGUUAAUUAUUACGGCAAAUUUGUCAAGCAAAUCCACGACUUACGGCAUGCCAUGGACCAGCUGUUGCGCAAAGACGUGAAGUGGGAAUGGAAUUCCGAAUGUCAACAAUCAUUCGACAAAUUCAAGCAAAUUCUAAAUUCCAACCUGUUGCUGACACACUACGAUCCCAAGUUGCCUAUCGUCGUAGCAGCCGAUGCAUCAAAGACGGAAAUUGGUGCCGUAAUUUUUCACAAGUUUCCGAACGGUUCUUUAAAAGCGAUUCAGCAUGCAUCCCGAUCCCUCUCAACUGCAGAGCAAGCCUACGGUCAACCUGAGAAGGAAGCACUAGCGCUUGUGUAUGCUGUAACCAAAUUCCACAAGAUGCUUCUAGGAAGAAGGUUCACUCUUCAAACCGACCACAAACCUCUGUUGUCGAUUUUCGGUUCGAAGAAGGGCAUUCCUCUCCACACCGCCAACCGGUUGCAGCGAUGGGCGCUGAUAUUAUUGAACUACGACUUCGAAAUUCAAUACAUUUCUACGAACGAAUUUGGUUGUGCUGAUAUGUUGUCUCGACUUAUCGACAGCAGCAUCCGUCCGGAAGAGGAUUACGUCAUCGCAGCGAUAGCCUUGGAAGAAGACAUGGUAAGCAUCCUACAAGCAUCCAUUGAUGCAGUUCCAGUAUCGUUCAAAGCACUCCGUGACGCCUCAAGCAAAUGCAACACACUCAAACAGGUGAUCCGACACAUCAACGAAGGUUGGCCAGCUUCAUCACAACUCGUCAGCGAGCCGGUCAAACCGUUCUUCCAACGUCGUGAAUCUCUAAGUGUGAUCAACGGAUGUGUGAUGUUCCAAGAAACGGUGUACCCAUUGCGCCAUCGCAGCCAAAGCUCCAACGAAGGACCAGUUGACGGUGUCUACUUUUUCGUAGCGGUGGAUUCCAGUUCCAAGUGGCCAGAGGUGAUUGCAACCAAAUCGACAACGGCGAGCUCAACCAUCAAGCUUCUUAAGCAGAUGUUCGCUACAUUUGGAAUCCCUGAAACGAUUGUGAGCGACAACGGAACCCAAUUUACGAGUUUUGAGUUCCAAACAUUCUGCCAGCAGUCCGGCAUCGAGCACAUCCGAACGGCGCCAUUCCAUCCACAAUCAAAUGGGUUGGCAGAACGUUUUGUGGACUCUCUCAAGCGUAGCCUGAAGAAGAUUCAAUCGGGGGAGAAACUCUCGAGGAUGCACUUCGAACGUUCCUGA